This is a messenger RNA of Sceloporus undulatus (fence lizard), 3319 nucleotides long. It is a transcript of the gene CRLS1, whose product is annotated as cardiolipin synthase 1. Lineage: Eukaryota; Metazoa; Chordata; Lepidosauria; Squamata; Phrynosomatidae. Gene Ontology annotation, biological process: cardiolipin biosynthetic process. Gene Ontology annotation, cellular component: mitochondrion; membrane. The coding region runs from base 241 to 807 and encodes 188 amino acids. Gene Ontology annotation, molecular function: cardiolipin synthase activity; CDP-diacylglycerol-glycerol-3-phosphate 3-phosphatidyltransferase activity. The transcript is spliced from 6 exons. The record is from RefSeq and is a predicted model, not a curated record.
UUCAGUGUAGUAGGGUUCUUUUUCUACUAUAGUUCAAGACUGCAAGUGACGGUGUUUUGUUUUUAUGUUAGGGUCUAAGUAGAAGCAUCGCCCAGAAAUUUGAAGUGUCAAGUUUCAUUGUCAAGGCAAUUUGAGUUCAGUAUUGGGGGGCCUGAUUUUGAAUAAAUCUAAUUUCCUGUUGUUGUUGUUUUUUAAUUUUUCCAGUAUGAAAACCCCUGGACAAUUCCCAAUUUACUUUCAAUGGCAAGGAUCGGUUUGGCGCCAGUUUUGGGCUACUUGAUAGUUGAAGAAGAUUUUAAUAUUGCAUUGGGUGUGUUUGCUCUGGCUGGCAUAACAGAUCUGCUUGAUGGCUUUAUUGCACGAAACUGGGCCAACCAAAAAUCUGCACUGGGAAGUGCUCUGGACCCCUUGGCAGAUAAAAUUCUUAUCAGUGUCCUUUACAUUAGCCUGACCUAUGCAAAUCUUAUUCCAGUUCCUCUUACAUCUAUGAUCAUUUUAAGGGACAUUGCAUUAAUUGCUGCUGUUUUUUGUGUACGAUACAAAACUCUUCCUCCACCGAGAACACUUAGUAGAUAUUUCAAUCCAUGUUAUGCCACUGCUCAGUUAAAGCCAACAUUCAUCAGCAAGGUAAAUACAGUAAUGCAGCUUAUUUUAGUGGCAGCUUCUUUAGCAGCUCCAGUUUUCAAUUAUGUGGACAAUGUUUAUCUUCAGACAUUAUGGUGCAUCACAGCCUUCACAACAACAGCAUCUGCCUACAGUUACUAUCAUUAUGGCCGAAAAACGUUUCAGGUUCUAAACAACAAAUGAAGUCUUGCAGAGCGACCGCCCAUCUUCCAUCAGUUGACAUUGGAAUUGUUAACUGUAUUAUUUUUGGACUACAACUUACGGACAAAGAACUCUUCUUUCGAUAAUCUUGCUUCAUCAAAACCACAUCUUCACAGUGAAGUUAAAUGAAGUUUUGAUCAUGUAAAUAUAUGGGCUUUUCAAUGUAAUUUUUCAACUUGUUACAAAUAAAAUAUAUUUUUAUUUUUUCUUUAAUGUACUUAAACACAAGUGAAGAUCAUUUCCUGGUAUUGUAUGUUUUUGUUCAUUGCUUUUCAGAAUUUUGCACUUUUUCUAUUAAAAAAAAAAAGACAUUCAGGAUUGUUGCAUUACACCCUUUGGUGUAUUUGAACAGAAAUGAAUAUUAAGACUAAUUAUGAAGUAUUUGACACAUGCAGAGUCCAGUUGAAUUUCAUUGUAUUCAAGAUGUGCUUAUUUUUAAAUUGCAAUUGAUAAUUAAAUUGCUGGGGCCAUUCAAAAUUUUUAUAAAAACUUUGAACACCUUCUCAGCAACCUGAUCCUAGGACUUGCUGUGUUUGUAAAAAUUCAGGAAGGGGCAUUCUUCAUUAUUUUAAUCCAUGAGGAAUCAUGAAAUUUUUAGGUAAGAUUGUAGACAUGCUGAUGGAAAUCUUGAGAAUCAGAUCCCUGAUUUAUCAAAGCAACAAUAAGCCUUUGUGAUCGGGAGACAUAUAAAUGUUUUAUUCAUAACUUGGACAUAAUUAUUGUAUUGCAAAAAAGGAAAAAGCUGGUAUAGUAUGGCGGGUAAUAAAAUGGCUGUGAAUCAGGAUAUACCAAUUUGGAAUCUCAUCUCUUUGGUAAAAAUCUUGCUAGGUUGCAUAGUUCAGCCUCAGUGUUUCAACAGCAGCCUGUGAUCAUAGUGACUUAAUAUAGAGACAUUGCUCUUGUACAGACUGUCACUUUGUGCCGACUUGCAGCCAAAAUUAGGGCUCGGUAGGGCUGGGCAUCCACACAUGCCCAGCCCUACUUUUGGCAUCUGUGCGCCAUAUUACUGUGCCCCCGUCCACACGAGGGAGUGCGACAAUGAUGUGCAGGUGUUCAAGCGCCCAAAUGGUGCUCGCCGGAAGCGGUGGUGUCAUGGCGCGCAAGCGCCAUUAUGAUGCCCCUAAAAAGAAGCAGCUCCUUUUUAGGGAUCGCAUCGGUGCUGCACCAUGUGGCUGGCGUGGCACCGAUGAUGGGCAAAAAUGGGCGGCAUUGAGCCACCCGUUUGUAUCUCCCUAUUGUAAGGGUUAGAAAAAACGUAUAAAGCAUUUAAAAUAAAGUUGAAUAAAUUUGAAGAAUUGUGGUCUUAUCAAUAUGGAAAGGUGUUAUCUCUAUAAGGCUUGAGUUCUAAAUCCCAUUCACAGGUGGAUUUUAAGACUUGUGCUGAUCUCUUUUCUCUUUGUAUCUCUAUUCAGUUUAGAUGCUGAACAUCCUUUUCACUUGAGACAUUUAAAGCUAACUAAUACAGAGUAUUGUAAAUCAAUACAAUACACGGAAAAACCAGACUUUUGAUUGCUGUAAGUGUUGCAAGAAUCAGUGGAAAUUUUUUGGAGAUGUUAUAUGACUCCUCUUGUAAUUUCCUAUAUUAAACAGCUUUGCCAUAACCAAGGAAACGGUGAUAGUAAAGUCAGAUCCAAGCAUGGCACUUCUUUCUACAGUAUGGCAAACUUGUAGGAAGGUAAGAAGUCUGUGGACUGAAAAGGAUUUAACAGGAUGAAUAAAAUCUCAGUCACUUAAUAAUUAGAGAAUACAAAUUCCACCCCACAGGAUUAUAUUAAAAUCUAGGGAUUUGCUGAUUCUCUGGUUUCUGUAGUUCAUUAGGCAAGCAAACAAUAGAGAGGAAUCUGACUGACAUUCUGUUUUUUGGUCUGAAUAUUUAUGUCACUUUUCUAACAAAACUGUACAGAUCACUUUUUAAAUUUCUUAUUUAAAAUUUUAUAAACUACAGAAACACAGGACAAAAGUUUCAGAGGCCAUUGUGUAGGUAUGUAGGAUGUUUUGCAUGUGAUAAGCAAGUUAAUGAACUAUAUAGGGAUUCACAAACAUGAAUUUGUGCAUGUUGUAUUAUGCUGCUACCUCCCCAGAAAUGAAGGUUUGUGGAAUGGAAUGGCGGGAAUUGGAAUUAUCUCAAUAUAUCGGAACAAUUUAUUAAUAUAUUUUGUAUAUUUAAACUUGUAUAAACUUUCUAAAAUGUACAUUGAACAAAUGGUUGUUUGAUAGUUCUAUGCAAAUCCUGGAUGCUGCAGAAUUGUGGUGUAGUAUUAAAAAAAGGUUUUCAUUUGGUAAAAACCUGUGAAAAAAGGUUACCUUAUCUUCCACUUUCAGUUUAUUGAGACAAAAUAGAGCAUGAUAUGAAGCCACUUAGUUAUGUUCUUUCAGUUGGGCAAGAAUUAAUGUUGCACAUUUUAAAAAAGAGAAUUCAACAAUAAAUGGAUGUGCAGGACUGCUUACAGUUUGUGCCUCUGUACUUAACAAAAUAAAAUUUUCAAUGCCUUCA